AUGUCGUCCUUCAGUUCCGUCGUCCGCAAACCUGGUCAGAAGAUUGCGCCCAGAGCUGCACCCAGAAGAAACAUCCAGCGCAGAGCGCAAAAAGACAAUGCCGUCGCGGGAGUCCUCACGCCGGAGAGUCAGACGCAGCCUGCAGCAACACCUGCUUCAACCAGUGAUCAGAGGGUAGACGACACGCAGCCCACCCACGAUGCAUCCACCUCGAUACUAACCCCGCCACCAACCGCGAACGGUGAUUAUGAAGAGGUGGUUGCGAGGUCUCCGUCGCCCGAACCAGUGCCCGAGAUCCCGGAGGAAGCAAUCACGCGACCCGUGCAGAGAAGCGCAGAUGCUGUGCCUACUGUUGCGACAUUGCAGGUGGGCUCAAACUCAACGCGAAGAAGUCGCAGGUCCUCAGCUGCUACAAUUGUACAAGAACCGGUGGACCACCGGCGAGCACAGGAACCGCUAGUCAAACCAUCAGACACUGCUGAGCCACCGCCAAAACGACGGAAAACGGCUGCCACCACAUCAAAGCAGCCCGAGCCUCCGCUUGAGCCUCCGGUUGAUCGGCCAAGUCAGAAUGGCGCACGAACAGAACAGCCCGUUUCCACGCCUAGCAUUCAUGUCAGUCUGAAUACCGACGACUUGGUGCAGCAAUUCCAGUCCGUGACCUCUGCCACCCGUGGAAUCUCUGAACUCCUGGCGCAAUCAACAACGCCUCGUCCGACCGGCUUAGACUCAGUGGCCUCCAAUCGCGCCACUCCUUCUGCGAACACAACAAAUAACACUGAUCAAUCUGCUCCUGGAGCUGUCCAAAACGUGGCUGCCCAAAUAGUCGCCUCCGCUAUCCGAGGCAAGAAGAAGCGCAAGCCUCGCCUCGAUACAAACCCAGAAGAUGCUGAAACCCAUCGCAUCGACCCAACCACGACCUCUAUGUUUGAUUUGAUCAAUGACAGCGGGCUUGGUAAACGUUCCGAGACUGGUAAGCGCCUCGAUGCCGAAUGGUCCGACAUCAAGUCUCGCUGGGACGCCAAACUCGAAGCCAACCGCACCAAAGCAAAGUUGAAGGCCGCCGAACGCAAAGCCGCGCGUGCUGGUGGCGCUGGAGCAGCUACAGCAGAAGGCGAGGAGCUCAUUACUGCGGCUGCGGCAGUGCCCGAGUUCGUUAUGGCAAACGGCAUAAUUCAAGUGGUCGAGUCGACCCGCCAAAUCGACUUCAACGACAAUAUUGCAGAGCGCAUAGCCCAAGUCGACGAGUCAGAAAUUCAGACUGAUGAGCGCAUCUACAACUACGUCAAUCAGAAUCGUAUUGGGAAGAAAGCGGGCUUACAAACACGCACGAAGUGGAAUGAUGAGCUAGAUCAGAAGUUCUGGCAAGGGCUACGGACGUUUGGGACUGACUUUGAGAUGGUGGCGCGCUUUCUGGGUGGCGACUGGACCAGGAGGCAGGUCAAAGCGAAGUACGUCAGGGAGGAAAGACUUGACUUUGGGAAAGUGAAAGCAGCACUAUCGGGCCGCGAACAGUUGGACUUGGCUGGAUAUGCUACGUUGACCGGCGAAGACACAUCAACCUUUGUCGACCCGAAAGCAUUGGAAGAAGAGCUGUCAGCGAUGGAGGCGAAGAUGAAUGCAGACUAUGCCAAAGCCAAGAACGCAGGCGAUCACCCUGAGGACGAAGAUGGAGUAGAAGAAGAUCAAGAGCAGAACGAAGCCGAUCAGCCUAUUGAGUCCAUUGAGACGGAUCAUCCUCCAGAGACAGUCGAGCAACAUCGACUAUCGCCGGAGCAGGAACGGCUACGCGAAACACCCUCCGCCGCUACAAAUCGGAAUGUCGCCAUGGCUGCCGCAGUCGUCCGAGACGUCGUCGCACCCGCCAAGAAAAAGCGCCAACAGGCCCAGCCUCAACGCAAGCAGCGCGAGCAGACUGGCGCAAGCAGGACUGGCGGUGCUUCCGCUGCUCCUGGAGGUAGGAAGAGCACGAAGGGUCGGAAGCCGCUGGAGGGUGUGGAGGAGCGGAUUGGUGCUGCUGGUGAGGUUGACUGA
This is a messenger RNA of Cyphellophora attinorum, 2034 nucleotides long. RefSeq lists its product as uncharacterized. The transcript has a single exon. The record is from RefSeq and is a predicted model, not a curated record. The coding region runs from base 1 to 2034 and encodes 677 amino acids. Lineage: Eukaryota; Fungi; Ascomycota; Eurotiomycetes; Chaetothyriales; Cyphellophoraceae.